Messenger RNA from Amoebophrya sp. A120, 1938 nucleotides. The record is from the annotation of a GenBank genome assembly. Lineage: Eukaryota; Dinophyceae; Syndiniales; Amoebophryaceae.
AAGCAAUGAUUUGAAUCGCAGGGCAGGUACACGUACAUCGUGUAAGGACAGUGCAUGUUUACUGUAUGGCACGCAAGUAUGUGAUCCAUGGGCUGUUUUUACGUUCUACUUCACUAUGAUAAAAACUGCGACUUCAAGUUUCACUAGAACGAUAGGACUCCACUAGCCGCGCAUUUCGAAGAGGCACAGCAUUUUACUUGCAGCUAGAUCAGUUCGACUUCCUGGAACUACACUGACUGGGACGAUACGUAAGAUACUGCUAGCUCCUUACUUUCGCAAAUCCUCAUGGCGCAGCACAUGGAGGUGGAAGGCGAAGAGAAGUACACACUUACUCUGCACCGUCUGCACGAUUUCGAGCAGACUAUUGUGUUAGAGUUCGACGCACCGGAGGUCUCGGUGGAGCAAAUCAAACGGGCCGUCGCGGCGCGGUCUGCGUCGGAGAGAGGACUGGAGCGGCCACGGGCGUGGCAGCUAGUCGAGCUCGUGGUGGACCCGCGGUCGGAGUUGGCGGUACGGGCAAGGAACGACGAAAGAACAGGAGAUGAAGUGGCAGAGAGUUCCGAAGGAGGGGAAGGGAUAUGCAAACCUGCAGGUGCUGCUCAAGGCCGGGAUGACCACUCCGCGCUGUUGCAACCGUUGCAGGUCCGCAAGCCGCGCACAUUUAUGAUCGAUCUCCCCGAGCUAGCAGCCGCAACAGAGCUGUCAUCCGCUGCGGAGGCCGCAAAUAUUACCGAUGAACAAAAUACAAUGGACAAGAUGAAUUGUGAGGCUGAGCAAGCAGAUACAGAAGGUGAAGGUGAAGACGCGACUGCUGUCGCGAGCACGAGCGACAUAGACCAGUUUGUUAGGUUUUACGAGAAGGAGUUCGAGCCGUUUGCAACACGCGCAGAGCUUGAUGACGCGAUCGAGCUUUUCUGUUUUUGGAUGACCAUUCCGGCUGAGGAAAAAGAUUGGAUUCACCGAGAGUGGGUGACAGAUAGUAUCACAACGGAACAUCAAUAUAUAGUGGCAGAGCGCGUUAUUUGGAGGAAAGACGACGGACACUCCUUCGAGCUGAAUGCCGCAUACCAGCACCUGACGAGAGCGGAGAUGGAGCAGAAGUGGCAGGACAUCACGGACAAACACGGCCCUAUGGUCACCUGGGACGUUUCGCGCGUCUCCAGCCUAAGAGAACUCUUCGCAGGCAUCGCCUGGUUUGAGUGCGACAUCUCCGGGUGGUGCACAACUAACGUCACUUCCAUGGAGGGUAUGUUUGGGAACUGCGACCGCUUCAAUUCCGAGGUAUCUGACUGGGACAUGCGGUCCGUCGUGGACGCAUCAGGGAUGUUCGGCCACUGCUACCGCUUCAACCAACCGGUUGGAGGGUGGGACACGGCAUCUCUCCAGAAUGGUAGCGCCCUCUUUUGCGAUUGCUUCGCCUUUAAUCAGCCAGUGAACCACCUGAACGUUUCCAAGUGUUUUGACCUAUCGUUCGCGUUCUCCGGUUGUGCCGCGUUCAACCAGAGCGUAGCGGACUGGGAUGUUGGGGAGUGUCACGACAUGACGGGCAUGUUUGAGGGCUGCCGUGCCUACAACCAACCCAUGGAUAACUGGGAUGUCUCAAGCGCAACAAAGUUGUCUUGCAUGUUUCAAAGCUGCACGAAUUUCGAGCAAAACUUGGACAGCUGGUUGGACCGAUUGAAGCCAAUGACAAAGAUUCGGAUGGCCAAGAUAUUUGCAAACUGUCCGAAAUAUUGUCGAAAAAAGUCGAAGAUGCUGCAACGAGCGGAGGAGUCGGAACUGUAUGAGCAGUCCGAAAAUCAAAAAGCAGUAAGAAAAUGGCAUGAGACAGUGACUACACCGAUAAUAACCUUGACGUGACUCUGCCGAAAAAGCGAAUGCAAUUUAUAAACAUGAUGAAUCCACCGGGUGGUCGAGUAAGGACAAAACGAAAACCGC